AUGAGGCAUAGAGAACCUCCUCUCUAUCAAAUGCCUCACCUGUGGCAGCCAAACUUGGAUAUGAUGAACCCAAUGGUGAACAGUCACGCUGACUUUAAACUGGGUGGAUUAGCGAAGUGGAGCGGAGAUUACCCCUUCAUGCAUUCGAGAAGCAAGCAGGCCACUGAGCCUGAUUGGUUCACGAGGAGGCCAACUCAGAGAAGAAUAAUCUCGCAAGCAGACUACAUGGGAACUGACCCUGAUCGAAGAAUGGUCUUAGCGGAAGUGACGUCAACAUGGAAAAGUGGUUACAGGGCUGUCCCACACAAUUUAGAGGGACAAGUAUCGGUCCCUAAAUGGGGCAUCUACCAUCCCGUUGCCAUACUAGGGAUAAAUUCUGAAGGAAGGUACCUACAGGCACCGUCACGUCAAAAACGAGAAGAGUAUGUAAUCGUCGUCAUCACACCAACGCCAUAUGAAUUAGCACAACAAAAUGCUGCGACAGAUACACCAACUCCAUUUGGCUACAGUCCUUUUGAUUCUGGCAUAACAGUUUUCUCUGUGAACAAUCCAACCCCAACUUUAGCGUUUUCAAACCAUCCAAUCGCUCAAUCGACCACUUUACCUCCAGUUUCAGAACCGCCCAUAAAUUACCAAAUUAUCUACCAAACCUUCUACAGCGAGGUCCUCAAAGUUUGGACAUCCCUGGCUCCCAGCGAGAAUUUGAAGCACACCAUAGGAGAACAAUUAUGCUCAUUCUUUGACAUAUCCCCUUUCUUGAUCACCAACAUCACCCUCCUGAGCAAUGCUGAAGGUAGAGCAGUGGUGAAGUUCCAGGUGUUGGCGAAUGUUAUCGUGUCGAACGUGAAAGCCAGCAACUAUUUCUACAACGUACGAAAGAACAACCCCCAGGAACAGUUCACACUGAAACUGCAGGAUGGCCAGGAAACUGUAUAUAUAAAGCAGAUUCUCAAGUUCUGCAAUUGGACAGACAACGGCUUCUGCGGUGGCAACAUAAUAUGUCCACUCGGCUACACGUGCACGGCAGACCCGAUGUGCAACUUGCAGUGCCUUAAAACGACCACAGACCCCCCACCGCCCAACAACAACCUCUACGCCCUCUUCGUCAUCCCCAUCGUCGUCAUCAUUGUUCUCAUCUUGGUUCUUCUCUGGUACUUCCGCUACAGACGACCCUCGGAGAAAGUCAAAAUAGACUUGAACGAAUUGGGUUACGUUGAAAACAGGUCAAAAUACGGCGGUACGACGGCCAGGCGCAAGGAUACGAUAUCCGGAUUGUCCCUGGCCAAUGCCGGAGUCAGGAACGAGGUGUUUGCUACUAUGGGUCGAAAUUACGGAUUUUCUUUGGAAAAUGGCGACUUCACCCCGGCACCUGAUGACGACCUGGGAAUUUCCAAGAAAGAAGAAUACGAAGAUGUUAAAACAAACAUGUUUUAAAUAAAUAUUGCUGUAAAAAAAUUUUACGAUCAAACGUCAGAUAGCAUGCAUGAAGAUACAAAUGAUAAACACUGAACAAAAUUACUUGAUUGCAAGAUACUUUCAUACUUUUAACGAUCGAAUGUUGCAGGAAUUUAUUUAUGUUCUUAUCCAUCUAUCACUAAUCACCUUACCAUUUUGAAUAAUGGUGAACAUUCCUAAUACAUUUAAUUUCUACCGAAAAUGUCAAUGAUGACUAAAACUGUAAAUAAACUUUAAUAUUUAAAAGAUCUAACAUUUUUAUAAAAUCAUAGUGACAAUUCCCAUUACGGUUAUACGCAUGCGUUAUAUACGUAGGUCAUAAUAUAUUACGUAUGAAAUGUCAUCAACGUUAAAGAUGAAAAUAAAUGGCUACAUAAACCACAUAGACAAUAAAAAUCGUUGCUUAUCACUUCAAUUAUCAUCACAAUCAUCGCUAUUAUCAUCAUUAACAUGUUUCAUCACCAUCUUCAUAGUUAUUAUCACCAGUCGAAAUAAAUCUACAGCUGAUUUGGACUGUUUUUUUGGUUGAUUUGACAUUUUUCGAAAGAAUAAAAUCUUUAACCUCAAAAUUUUAUUCCAGAGUUUUAUUUCGAUAACAUUAUCAUAUAAUAUAGUAGUGUAUAUAUAUAUAUAUAUAUAUAUAUAUAUAUAUAUAUAUAUAUAUAUAUAUAAACCAUAUUACUCAUAAACCAGCUUAUAUAUAUAUAUAUUUAUACACAUUUAUAUAUAUAUAUAUAAUACAUAUAUAGAAUUAAGACUGUCAGAAAUGCAGUUUUUGAUGAAGCAUGUUCCGCGUUAGUUAGCUUCCAGUUUAAUUUUUCGACAUUUCUAACGGUAGAUCGUAAAUCAUUGUCAAGUUUCUUGAGUUUAAAACUAAAAUUUUAAUAAAACUAAAUAAAAAUUUUGGUUUUGAACUCAAGAAACUUAACAAUGAUUUACGAUCUACUGUUAGAAAAAUCGAAAAAUUUAACUGGAGGCUAACUAACGCGGAACAUGCUGUGAUUUUCAUCAAUAAUUGCAUAUAUAACACACACACAGACACACGCACACACAGACACACACACACACAUAUGUAUAUAUAAUACACACAUAUACAUACAUACAUACAUACAAAAACAUAUAUAACAGAUAAGAAAGCUCCAAGAAAAUUGAAGUCUUCGAACAAAUAUGCAUACAAAAGGACAACUACUACAUGGUGCAUAUGCCUGAAUAAGUUAAUGGAAAGAAUUAUAUAUAUAUAUAUAUGUUUAAAAAAAUAGUUAUAUAUAUAUAUAAACUUAAAAAUUAGAAAAAUCUAAAAUUGUUUCACUACCCAUAUUAAAAAUAUAUUAAUAUAUUUCGUCUAUAUAUAUUUGAUUACGUAAAAAUGAUUUUUAACGUUGUAAGCGUUACACAUCUUACAAAGUUACAUACUAAUCGUUCUAUGUGUGUGUGAGAUGUUUUGGCGGUUAUUGCACUUAAAAGCAGCAGAUGACAAAUGAACGUCAGCCGGAUAGAUCUGUAAUAUGUGAAAAAAAUAAUUUAUUAGGCUGGGCGGAAAGGCUGGCUGGAUGAAAAAAUUUACCAAAUUUCAAUUUUCUUUCUGGUUUAAAAUUGGGUAACUUAAAAAACAUUCACUCAAAAAUUAGAAGUAGAGGACAGAGAAAUAUAAACGUUAUUUUGUUGCGUGAAUUUGGUGACAAUUUGUAUACAAAUAUUCUGUAUGUAUGCCUUCGUGUGUGUGUGCGUGUGUGUGUGUUUGUGUGUAUGCGUGUAGUAUAUACGUGCGUGCGUGUGUGUGUUUUGGUACGCUAGAAAAGUUUUGAGACUAGAGAAAUAAAUACUUAAUAAUAUUAAACCAGCUGAACAAUUGAACAAUUGCAACGUAAAAAUAAAUAAAUAAUGAAUAGGUGUAAUAAUAUUUAUAUUUCAAUAUAUAAUAAAAUACAAUAAAUAAAUAAAGCCUAGAAUAAGUAAAUAUUGAAUGAAAAAAGAGAAAUUAUUUAGAUUAAAAGAAAAGAGAAAAAAACCAUACCACCAGCACGAGCAAAAUUUUAUAUAAGCAUCAAGAUGUACAGCUCAAAUAAAUAAAAACACACACACGCACACACACACGUACAUACGCACGCACCACACACACACACAUACAUACAUAAAAAAAUACAUAAUUAUAUAUCAAUAUUAUAUGAAGACACUAUACUAGAUAUUACAAUAAGAAACCAUGUUGCAAUAUCAGAGCAUAUAAGAUGGGACUUUAAAGGCACCAUGUAUAAAGCAUAUAUCAUUAUCAUUUAGUUAUCACCAUCCUAAGAAUAAAUGGCAUACAGAAAAUAUAUUUUGUAUGUUGUAGAAUGUAAAAAAGUGAAAUAAUUACAAUGGUUGUCAAAAAUAACAUUACAAUACAAAGAUGAAUGACUUAUUAUACAAAUAUUAUAUUAUCUAUAUAGGUGAAGCAAUCUCUCUCUCUUUCUCUACCUCUAUCUCUCUAUCGUUCUAAACCUAUAUAUAUAUAUAUAUCUAUAUAUAUAUAUAUAUAUAUAUAUAUAUAUAUAGAAGGAAAUGAUAGAAAGUAAGAGAGAGAGAGAAAAGAGAGAGAGGCGGUGAAGGAUUGUGAACAAAAUGAGAAAAA
This is a messenger RNA of Helobdella robusta, 4063 nucleotides long. RefSeq lists its product as hypothetical. NCBI's taxonomy places the organism in Eukaryota, Metazoa, Annelida, Clitellata, Rhynchobdellida, Glossiphoniidae. The record is from RefSeq and is a predicted model, not a curated record. The coding region runs from base 1 to 1434 and encodes 477 amino acids. The transcript has 8 exons.